Messenger RNA from Monodelphis domestica (gray short-tailed opossum), 9042 nucleotides. RefSeq names its product golgin A3 (gene GOLGA3). The record is from RefSeq and is a predicted model, not a curated record. Lineage: Eukaryota; Metazoa; Chordata; Mammalia; Didelphimorphia; Didelphidae.
CAGCUUCUUCCUGUUUGGAUUCUGGGGAGGGCGGAGCCUCGGCUCUCGGUUUGCCUCUAGAAAAAAGCGGAAGUUGUGCUCUUCUUUAGAGUGCCCCCUGGGAAACACACCCCGCCAUUCCCACUAUACUGCCUGUUCCCGGCCUUUAGAGAGCCUCCGACUCCGAGAUUUUCCACCCCGUUGAGGAGACGGAGAACGGAGAGGCUUUUGGGACGAGCCGCAGCCUUUCCCGAAGAAAACGCGUACCCUGGAACUCCUCAGCGGAGGAGUGUUUCCUGGAGGAACACAGAAACCUGCCACACCGGCCCGCCCCGCCCGUGGCAGAGCCACGUCUCGGCCGGAGGAGCCGCAGGAACCACCGCAGUGUCAGGGGCUACCUUUAUCACUUCCUGGGAUUCCCAGCGUCUGACUGAUACCAGCCAGCAAAUGGAAACCUUAAUCUGAAUGGAUCUUGACUGCUGCUGAUGGAGGGGGGAAAGCAGGACUUACAAGCAGCUCAUUCAUAAGCUUUUGUCGGCACCACUACCAUCUGGGGUCACAGCUACCAUGGACUCUUCCUCUGCAGAGCAAGGUGACCUGCUUGAGAGCAAAUCUAGUAAUGGCAACCCCGACCAUUCUGGGAGACUUGUGAUUCACACAGGCAAACAGAAUCUGACCGAUAGUGGUAACAUUCCUAGUGCCAGUAUUAAUAUUAACCAAGUGUCAAAUGAAGGAGGAAACAUGGAGGCACCCAGCAAAGAGAAUGUCUGUCAGAAUGGACCCACAACUCAUUUCCCUGAUCCUCCAUUGUCACUUGAUCCCACCACCAGACCAUUUGGUCCUGAUCCAUCUCCAGGUGUGGCUGGUUUCCAUGACAACCUAAGGAAGUCUCAGGGAUCUAGUGCUGAGGGAGUAGUUCUUAGAAAAGAAGCUUUGCAGUCUCUCAAACUCAGUCUUCCUAUGCAAGAAACUCAUUUGUGUUCAACCGAAUCUUCACUUCCCUUGGAAAAAGAGGAGCAGAUCCGCCUUCAGGCUCGAAGAAGACUGGAAGAGCAGCUCAAACAGUACAGAGUGAAAAGACAUCAGGAGAGAUCCAAUCAACCUGCAUCCAAAAACCGACCUACCAGUACCCUGGACCCUGAGCUCAUGUUAAACCCAGAAAUCUUACCAAGGGCCAGCACAGUAGCUAUGACAAAAGAAUACUCUUUCCUUCGGACCAGUGUCCCUCGGGGACCUAAAGUAGGCAGUUUAGGACUUCUGGCACAUCCCAAGGAGAAAAAAAGUUCCAAGUCAAGCAAGAUCCGGUCUCUGGCAGAUUAUAGAACUGAAGAUUCAGACUCUGGAAUUUCUAGUGGAAACUUCUUGGCACCUGACUCUGCCAGGGGCUCUCUGCAUCAGAAUAGAAGCAGUCUGACAUCAGUGGUAUCUGAAAUCUGCCUUACUCCUGAAACAGAUGACCGCCUGGAGAAUUCUUCUGUGGCAGGGGACAGUGUCUCUGAACUAGAUGGAAGUGAGGGGGGCAUGAAGCUGGAUGGCAAUGAUAGUGACAGUUCAUCUUACAGCAGUGUCUCUGGCAGAGGAACAUUUGGAGUUUUGAGCACAACUGGCAAGCAGGCAGCCUCCUACCUGGUUAAUGGCCAGGAGAUUAGUUCUGAUGCAAUGGGACAGUUUCCUUCUAUUAGAGAUGUCCUCCAGGCUGCUGCAGCCGAACACCAUGACCCAGAGGCAGAUGUCAAUGGGGAUAUGCAGAGUCGGAGAGACAGUAUUUCUAGCAGCAUAUCCAUGGAGAGCUCUGUUGCUGGAACUCAUGAUGAAAUGCUGCAGGUUCUUAAAGAGAAAAUGAGGCUUGAAGGGCAGCUGGAGGCCUUGUCUUUAGAGGCCAGUCAGGCCCUUAAAGAGAAGACAGAGCUUCAAGCCCAGCUGGCAGCCUUGGAUACCAAGCUUCAGGCUCAGGUAGAGCAAAGCCGAAGUAGCCAACAGAAGCAGGACUCGCUAAGUUCUGAAGUGGACACCUUGAAGCAGUCUUGCUGGGAUCUGGAACGAGCAAUGACUGACCUGCAGAACACCCUUGAGGCAAAAAAUGCCAGCCUGGCUUCCUCCAACAAUGACCUGCAAGUGGCAGAGGAGCAGUACCAGAGACUCAUGGGAAAAGUGGAAGACAUGCAAAAAAGCAUCCUCAGCAAAGAUAACACAGUGCAUGACCUUCGACAGCAGAUGACAGCCUUACAGAACCAACUGCAACAGGUUCAGCUAGAGCGCAGCACACUGACGAGCAGGCUCAAGGCCUCCCAGACCGAGAUCACGUCAUUGCAGAAAGUCCGGCAGUGGUACCAGCAGCAGCUGGCACUGGCCCAAGAGGCCCGGGUCAGGCUACAGAGCGAGAUGGCCCACAUUCAGGUUGGGCAGAUGACCCAGGCAGGCAUUCUGGAGCACCUUAAACUUGAGAACGUGUCAUUGUCCCAUCAACUAACAGAGACUCAGCAGAGGUCCAUCAAGGAAAAGGAACGGAUUGCUGUCCAGUUACAAAACAUAGAGGCAGACAUGCUAGACCAGGAAGCAGCAUUUAUUCAGAUCCAAGAAGCCAAGACCUUAGUGGAAGAAGACCUGCAGAGGAAACUGGAGGAGUUUGAGGAUGAAAAGGAGCACUUACAAAAAAUGGCCGAGUCUGCCACUUCCUUGGAGCAGCAGCUCCAGCAGGUAAAGCUAACUUUGCAUCAGCGAGACCUGCAGCUGGACACUCUGCAGCAGGAGCACCUGGACCUCAUGAAGCAGCUCACCCUUAGCCAGGAGACUCUACACACCCGGGAGCAGGCUCUCAGUGAGCUGCAGACCCGCCAUGAGGAGCUGCAGGCCCAGCUAGAAGAGCUCCAGGGAGAUGCUGCCACCAAAGACGACAUGGUCCAAUUUCUGCAGAAUGAGAAAAUCGUCCUGGAGGUAGCACUGCAGGCAGCCCGGGCAGGCAAAGAGGAGUUUGACCGAGGUGCCCAGCAGCUGGAAGAGGAUGCAGAUGCCACCGCGGAGCUCCUGGAGCAGCUGAGACAGGAGAUAGCAGUCAAGUGCAGUCAGGUAGAAAACCUGCAGCAAGAAAGCAUUGCUCUGAAAAAACAGACUCAGAAAGUGAAGGAGCAGUUUCUUCAACAAAAGGUGAUGGUGGAGGCAUACCGGAGAGAUGCGAAUUCAAAAGACCAGCUGAUCAGCGAAUUGAAAGCCACAAAGAAAAGACUGGACUUAGAGAUGAGGAGUCUGAGGCAGGAAUUAAUCAAGCUUCAAGGUGAAAAGAAGUCAGUGGAAGUGGAACAGUCCAAGUUACAGAAAGAAGUAUCCCAAGUUCACCAGCAAAUGACUGACCUCGAAGGACAGCUCCAACUGGUACAGAGAGAACGAGACGAACUGGAGACACAGUUACAGUCUUUGCAGUUUGACAGAGAACAAAUGGCAUCUCUUACAGAGGCGAAUGAAGUGUUGAAACAACAAGUAGAACAAAUGCAACUGGAAGCCAGAAAGGCCAUUACAGAACAAAAGCAAAAGAUGAAGCGAUUGGGUUCAGAUCUGACCAACGCCCAGAAAGAGAUGAAGGCCAAGCACAAAGCCUAUGAAAAUGCAGUGGGCAUCCUGAGCCGUCGCCUACAGGAAGCCCUCACUGCCAAAGAAUCCUCAGAAGCAGAAUUGAACAAACUCAGAGCCCAAGUUACAGAUGGAGGAAACAGCCACGCUCUAAAUGAACGAAUCCAAGUCCUAGAGCUGGAGCUGCAAACUGUUGGCCAUAGUAAGAUGGUGCUGGAGAAGGAGCUCCAGGAAAUCAUCUCCCUGACCAGCCAAGAGUUGGAAGAAUACAGGGAGAAGGUCAUCGAGUUGGAGGAUGAGCUCCAAGAAUCCAGAGGUUUUAGGAAGAAGAUAAAGCGACUUGAAGAGUUAAAUAAGAAGUUGGCUCUUGAAUUAGAGCACGAGCGGGGAAAGCUUACAGGUCUCGGACAGUCCAAUGCAGCCUUACGGGAACACAAUAGUAUCCUGGAAACAGCCUUAGCCAAGAGAGAGGCAGACUUAGUACAGCUGAACCUGCAGGUACAAGCAGUUUUACAGCGAAAAGAAGAGGAGGAUCAGCAAAUGAAACAUCUCGUUCACAGCUUACAGACUGCACUAGAGAAAGAGAAGGCCAAAGUGCGAAGCCUCAAGGAGCAGGUGGCUGCAGUCAAAGUCGAUGCUGGACACAACCGCCGUCAUUUCCGAGCUGCAGCCUUGGAGCUGAGUGAAGUGAAGAAGGAGCUGCAGGCCAAAGAGCAGCUUGUCCAGAAGCUCCAAGCAGAAGCAGAUAGCCUACAGGCCCAGGAGGGCAAACACAGCCAAGAAGUGUCCCAAUUCCAGCAAGAGUUAGCAGAAACUCGAGCUCAGCUCCAGCUUCUGCAGAAGCAGCUGGAUGAACAGCUGGACAAACAACCUGUUGAAAACCAAGAGGUUGAAGAUCUCAAAUGGGAGAUAAGUCAGAAAGAGAGAGAAAUCCAAACCCUGAAGCAGCAGUUGGAUCUGAGCGAACAGCACAGUCAAAAGGAAUUAGAAGGAAUCCAGCUGGUUCUGCAGAAUAUUAAAACUGAGCUGGAUAUGGCCCGGGAAGACCUUUCGAUGACGCAGAAAGAUAAAUUCACCCUUCAGGCGAAGGUGACUGAGCUGAAGAAUAGCAUGAAGACACUUCUCCAGCAAAACCAGCAACUGAAGCUGGACCUGAAGCAUGGCAAGAUGAGGAAGAGGAAGGAACUGAAGGGAGAGACCAAUUCUAACCCUGUGACCCCAGUUAAAAUUCCAGACUGUCCUGUCCCUGCCUCUCUCCUAGAGGAGCUCCUCAAACCCCCAGCGACUGUGAGCAAGGAGCCUCUAAAGAAUCUGAACAGCUGUCUCCGACAACUGAAGCAAGAAAUGGAUAGUCUUCAGCGCCAAAUGGAAGAACACACGAUCACGGUACAUGAAUCAAUGUCUUCAUGGACUCAGAUGGAGGGCCACUUAAUGGACCUUGCAGUUACCUGCCCUCCUGCUGUCUCUAGAGAACUUGAAAAUUCCAGCGUUGAUCGAAAGGAACAGAACCAUCCUGUCCAUGAGCAACGAAUAUUGGAACAGUGACUCCAGGCUGCCCCCAAAGUCUCUUGUCUCUAAAUAUGUGAAGGAUUAUUGUUUUAUCGACUUUAUUUAUUUGAUUUUGAACUUGAUGUUUUUCUGUGAGCUGCAGUUUUGAGUUCUUCUUUUGCCUAUGAGGGUAUAAGAGAAUGAUGGUGAAAGGCCAGCAAGAUAACCAAUUCAAAGGCCAUGCUUAAUUAAUGAUUCCUGUGACAAGAUCCUGCUUCCUACCAAAGUAACUUAGUCUCAAAUGGGGUCUUGUCUCUCCUAUUUCUGUUCAGGAGUCUGGGUCAUUUUUGAGGGAUAUCGUGUCAGGCUAGAAUUCUGAGUGAUCCUCUUGGGUAACACUGUCAAGAAGGAAUUUUUCAGAAUUGUGGCUACCAGUGUAGACAUGUGGCCUGGGGAGUUCUUUUUUACCAUCUCACUUUCCUUCUUAGCUCAGUGGGAAGCUUUAUUUUACUGCAGAGAGGAAAAUACUUAUUUUGCACCUUUUACUUUAUUUUUCAAAUACACACAUCCUCUAGUUGGAUGUCUCUAAAUAGUAAGAAUCAUAUAAUUGUUUUAAAAAAUACUCUUAUAUAAUUUUAAAAUUACUUAGAUUGUCUUUUUUGUUGCUCUGUCUCUUCCUUGUUGCCAUGUUUAAGUCUUCUGUUAGAAAAUCUUGUACAGAAUAUUUAAGGAAGCUAACCAAUACAGGUAAGCCUUUUAGAAAUAAUUAUUUUAUUUACUAUACCUUUCAAACACAAAAAUGCCUAUAUGUAAGGGUUUGGGUUUUUUUUUUUAAUCACUUCUUUCUUGGCUGUUUGCAAGCACACAUUAAGACCUUUGCUCACCCUGGCCAAAGCAUUAUGGUUCCUAACCAAGGGAGCCUGUCACCAGCAGGUCUAGAAAGGCCUGGGGUCCUGCCAAAGCAGAGGAAAAAUGGGGGAAUUGAGAGGAUGGGGGGGGUGUAUAGGAAGGAAGAAAAGAUAAAGGAGAGAUGAAAAAAGAUUGGCUUUGGGAAGUGUCUAGCUUAGGUUCCUGGCUCCAUCCAGCCCCAAUAGGCAAGUCAGAGUUGGGGUAACAAGGCUUUUCCCCUUCCACCUUUGUCUAGCUGUGACAGUCUGAGGUUUAAACCAAAAACUGACAUCAGGUGAGAGUCACCCCAACUGACAUGCAGGAGCAGCCAUCAAGAGAAACAUACUCCCUGCAGCCUAGAUUUUUAUAAACAUGCUACAUUUCCAAAAGAGGAUUCCCUUCAUUCUCUUUCCUGCUCAGGAAUCAUAGUUUCAGAUGCAGACAAGUAGAAAAAAUUAAGAUACCAGUAUCGGUGCAGGCUUCUUGUCAGCUUCUCUUUCCUGGUUGCUCAUGAAACCUGAGUGCUUUGAUUUAUAGGUCAGGCAUCCUGGAUGGGCCACACUAUUAUCUCCUCACAUCAUUCCACCCAAAUUAAACACUAUCAGAAUGAUGGAUGAGUCUUGUGGUUUGUGAACUUUCUGUUUUGUUUUGCUUAAUUUGCAAAGAAAAAAAUCUAGAAAAAAUUGCAGUAAAUAGUGAGAGAUUUUUGUGUUUGUAAGUUUUAGGGGAGGGAGGGAACAAUCCGUUAAUGGGGCUCUCAGGUGCCCAUUAUGCAAAUUACUGGCCUGAAAAUGAUGUUUUAAAGUGUUACUGAUCAGUCCAGAUAUGUUCAGAUAUGUUCAUGUUUAUAUAUGACAGAAGCUUAAUUACUCUUGUGGAGAAAACAGUAUGGUAUUCUGAAGCUGUUUCUUGUGUUCUUAAAACUGCCUCUUAAAAUGUGUUGUGAGAGGAAAUUAAAAUACCGUAUUGUUAGUUGAUAAGGUUAAAAUAACAUUAAUGUUAAAUACACUUAGUGAUGCUAAAAGAAAUCCAUUUCAUCAAGUGUUGCCAUUUCUAAAAAAUUGUCAUUUGUGCGAGGGUUGAUUCUUGCUGCCCUACUGGAAAGUAUCCUUACCAAUAGAUGCACUUGUUGGUCUAGUGUGAUGCUGGACACAAGAGGUUGAACACUCGUCUCCUCUCGAUAUGUAUGAGGUGCUUCCUAGCAAAGAGUGUUCAGGGUUCACUUUUCCACAAAGGAAGAGAAGCUUGUUUGGUUGUCAGGAUGUUGGUCAGGUGAAGUCAAACUUUUGUUUUUCUUCAUCUUUUUUUUCUUUCUGCUCUUAGUUAUUUCUCACAUUCAUUCCAUCUUUCACUCCCACUUUUACCCUGAGAAAGACGAUUUUCUUCAUUCUCUUUGCAAUGCAUUCAGCCCAAAGCCCCAGCCAGUCUUCUCCCUUCUGGCUCAGAAUUCACAGAGUUGAGUGUUUUAGCUCUAAGUGUGAUUCUGUAGGCUCAGGGCCUGCUGAUGGGGUUUGGGGACCUCAAGAUUUUGUUUGGCUGCUCCUUUCCCACCCUGCCAGCUGUUGGAAGUCAGCCCCCUUUUUUUUUUCUCCUUUCCAUUUCCCUCCUGGUACCCGGGAUGUACUAGGCUAGGGAAAUAAACCUCUCAGUGUCAGCUUAGACAUUGCCAUUAGGCUUUCCCAAGAAGUCACUUUAAAGAGGAAAAUUGGUGCCUCCUUAACCUACAAGAUAAUUUCCAAGUUGCCUAUUUUUGAUUUGUCGAGGGUUUCUUUGCCUAUGAGGGAUUCUGCUUCCUAUAGCUGUCUCACUGUCCUACCUCCUCUGGCCAGGGUCUGGUGAAGGGGUGGAUAAUCUAAUACUUCUUCAAAACUGUCGUUUUGAAAUUGACCCAUGAAUCAAUACUCAGAAAGAAAGCAGUGAUAAUCCCUUUAUAAAGCAAAGACUCCACUUGCAACAACACGCUUGUAGAUGUCUAUAAUAAAUGUGGUGGUCCAUACAAAAGAGAAAGUUCAUACUCCAUGGAAUCAUUACUAAGUCUUCCAGUUUGUUCCAAGAUGUCUUGUACAACCCAGUUUUCAUUAUUUCUUGUUUGGUACACAAUAUCUCCAAGAAAUAUGAUGGAUCUUAUAGAUUCAUAAAAUGGUUCUUCCCUCUGGAGGGUGUGACAGCUGAUUUUUAUCUUGUCAUAGGAUGCAAAAGUGGCUGUUACUAUGAUUGGUACGGUUCUAAUUGUAAAGUGGCCCCCAAGAAAGAUGUCCCAAAAUACAUUUUAAUCAGUACAGUUGGGCAGUGCCUUGUGAAGCUUCCCAUAUUGUUCAGCAGACAGUAUUCAUUUUCUGCUCAUGUGAUGUUUCCCUGCAAAAGCAAUAGCAAAUCAGAUUAUAGACCUCUAGAUCUGGCAUGGUAUGUAUUGAUACUUUUGUGAAUGCUUAAAAAAAAUGUCUUGGGCAGAUAUCAGAAUGAAACUAUCUAGUUGUUGAAAACAAAUGCUUUGGUGCCUUUUUUUAACCAGAACCCACAUGGCAUGAAAUUGGGUAUAGACCCAUGUCUCAUGCCUUCUUUACCCAAGGCAGGUUUGCAAGUGAAGGUAUCAGAAGCCCUUUGUUAUACUAUGCUCUCACCUCAUCUGUGGUCCCUCAGUAUGGACCCAAUACAGGGAGGCUUUAAUACUCUGAAUGAUUUUCAGUUAUCUAAGGAAAUGUUCAUUACGUAAACAAAAUUCACAUACGUACAAAAAAAAAAUCCAUGCAUACAAAUUUAUUCAUCAGGUUGGGGCUAUUUUUGGUGGAAUAAUUUGAGGAAAAUGUGACACCAUGUACAAUGAAUGAUUAUCUUAUACAGCAUGUUAAUUAAAAAAGGUUUAAGAGUGCAUAGGAAUUCCUUAAGUUUUGUGCAAUAAACUAUUUUUGGUAAAGGGUUUCAUAUUUAUUAUUUGGGGAUUCAUUAUAAUAUUUAAGUACAAUUUGUCUCUUUUAUUGAGAUGUGUGUUUUCACCCACUCAAAAAAAAAUGUAAAAUGCCCUAUGGAAAUUCAUUAAUUUCAAUAAGUUUUGCUGUCAUUCUAUCAGUUUUCAAAAUGUUUUUAAAUCCAAUUUUUUGUUGAAUUUAAAUGACUGAAACAAGA